AGCAUGAUGCGCAUGCGCAGUUCGCCAUAAAUCGCCAAACAGUUGCGGUUCCACGAGUUUGUGUUCCUUCCACCGCUCUGUAGGCUACAAUCUUGCGGCAGCAUAAUGAUUACUAUUUCUUGGAUACAUUAAACUAGGAUGAUCAGCCCGGCGGUGGCAGAGGCCAGAAGGCGUGCGUUUUAAACAACAAGCAGCUGUAAAUCUCUGGAAGCUAGUGGUAACGAAGCUGUGCUACGUGCUAAUGUUAUGAGACUGAACCGCGGAGAAACGCCGCCUGUGAUUGACAGCUCACUGACUGCUUUGUGUUACGGAUUUAAUCGGGUUGAUCCUGGAAUGGGGCAGUGGAAGCUUCGGUCUGUGUAAUUUGCUAAACGGGGAGGAGAGGAAGCAGGCGUUACCGCUGCGGGCCUUCGGUCACGUCGCACACGACUUCAGUGACCGAUACGUUAUAACAUGGGGACCUAAAGUGAAUUCAGGUUAAACAACACUUUUCCGCAAUUUUCUCGGACUUCGCUCUUGAAAUGGCCGGUUUUACAGAUCUGCGGGAGAAGCUGAAGUCGAUGACACCGCACAGGGACAAAGUUUUCGAGUACAGCGACGGGGAGAAGCGCAAGUACCACGACUCGGAUGACGACGAGAGCGAGCACGAGGAGCGGCGGGACGCAGAGGCGAGCAAAGUUAAAAGUAGCAUUAAGCAAGCGAAUAUCUUCACGCAGGAGGAGUGCGCGCGCAUUGAGGCGAAGAUAGACGAAGUGGUUGCCAAGGGAGACAAGGGGCUCUACCGGGAGCACACGGUAGACCGGGCGCCUCUGAGAAACAAGUACUUUUUCGGUGAGGGCUACACGUACGGCUCGCAGCUUGAAAAGCGCGGGCCCGGGCAGGAACGGCUGUACUCCGAAGGCGAGGUGGACGAGAUCCCGGACUGGGUGCACGAACUGGUCAUCGAUCGCCUCGUGACGAAUGGCGUUAUACCGGAGGGCUUUGUUAAUAGCGCCGUGAUCAAUGACUACCAGCCCGGGGGCUGCAUCGUGUCCCACGUGGACCCCAUUCAUAUCUUUGAGCGACCGAUAGUGUCCGUGUCGUUCUUCAGCGACAGCGCGCUCUGUUUCGGAUGCAAGUUCCAGUUCAAGCCCAUCCGCGUGUCCGAGCCCGUGCUCUACCUGCCCGUGGGGCGCGGCAGCGUCACCGUCCUCAGUGGCUAUGCAGCUGAUGACAUCACACACUGCAUCCGCCCACAGGACAUUAAGGAGAGGAGAGCCGUCAUCAUUCUGAGAAAAACGAGGCCGGAUGCCCCUCGCUUGAACACCAGUUCACUGAGCCCGUCCAUCCACUCUUCUGAGAGAAGACACAUACUCAAAGCCAAACGCUCACACCGAAAGGCCGACCCAGAUGCUGCACACAGGCCUCGUAUUUUAGAGAUGGACAAAGAGUUACAGAGGCGUUCCCUCUCCUCCCGAAAGAGACGUCAUGGUGACAGCAGUUCAGAGAACUCAUGGAGGAGAGCUGACGAGAGAGAGCUGGGCUCACGCUACACAGAUGAUCAUGCGACCACACGACGAGUCAAGAUGAGACGUCACUGAGACGUAGACACCUUUUACGUUUGCUCGAGGGGAUGGGAAGCCAACAGAGUGACUCAGUAAAAGAGAAGCUUCCGGAGUGAGUGGAUUCAUGGACAUCAGACAGUCACUGCUUUACUUAAGAGGCUUUAUCUAUCUAUUCAGACAUAUCAAAAAAUAUACUUUAAAAUCCACUAUAUUUUGUUCUGUGUGUUUAAAGGAAAUGUAUGGAAUAAAAAGACAUCUAUGCUGACUAGUGGAAUUCAAUCCUAAUUCACCAGUUCGCAUGCAUAUUCUAUUGAUCAGUCAUUAUGCAUACACCUCAUUUACCAUAACAAUAUCAAAUAAAAAUGUGUAUUGGUCAGUUUUUUCAAAGAUAGAUUUUUGAGAACUGCUCCUUUUAAACAUGUAAACAGAUUUGUUGAAUACAUUUUUAAACACAAUAGCUUAGAACAGGCAAUCUGUUCUAGAAACAGGAUAAAAAAAGAAAUAGUCAUCGCUUCAUUUGAAUGAAGUUCUUUCUGUUCUCAAUACUUAUUUCUUUUCUUUCUUUUCCAUUUAAGAGUGGUGUUGCCAUUAUAACAAGUUCUGAUUGACAACCAUGGUGAUUUGUUUUAUCUCUUUAUUUCCAAAGUAAAGAAUUCAUUGUCAGAAUAACAGCUGACCUUCGAGACCUCUAUAAGACUGUCAUAAUGACAACAUUUUUAUUAUUUUCAUACUGUGUUUCUGAGAAUGAAUAAAAAUGUAGAAGAACAAUGUAAAUGUGCAUUUGACUACAUGAGAUUCUAUAUACAGUUUGUAUUUAAGAAGCUGACAGAUUAAUCUAUUUUUGUUUAAAGGUUGAAAACAAAUGGAGCAGAUUAGAAUGCAUAAAAUAUUAAAGGGAGAUGUUCCUGAAA
Messenger RNA from Carassius auratus (goldfish), 2455 nucleotides. Its product is annotated as RNA demethylase ALKBH5. Lineage: Eukaryota; Metazoa; Chordata; Actinopteri; Cypriniformes; Cyprinidae. Gene Ontology annotation, molecular function: oxidative RNA demethylase activity. Bases 522 to 1580 code for a protein of 352 amino acids. The transcript is spliced from 4 exons. The record is from RefSeq and is a predicted model, not a curated record. Gene Ontology annotation, cellular component: nucleus. Gene Ontology annotation, biological process: mRNA export from nucleus; mRNA processing.